Molecule: messenger RNA, 2652 nt
Organism: Tetranychus urticae (two-spotted spider mite)
Lineage: Eukaryota; Metazoa; Arthropoda; Arachnida; Trombidiformes; Tetranychidae
Biological process (GO): cleavage in ITS2 between 5.8S rRNA and LSU-rRNA of tricistronic rRNA transcript (SSU-rRNA, 5.8S rRNA, LSU-rRNA)
Cellular component (GO): nucleus
Molecular function (GO): polynucleotide 5'-hydroxyl-kinase activity
Source: RefSeq, a predicted model, not a curated record
CCACAUGUACAGUUUAAAUGUUUCUAUACCUUAGAUUUGUAAUGAUUAAUUCUAUCAUUUUAUAGUAACAUCUAAUUGUUAAUUUGUUUUAUCUUUAAUUCUGCUUUAUUUUCAUUUUCUUUGUUAAUUAGUCAAUGAAUAAUGAGCUCCUACAGUGGCAAUUACUGGAAACAAUUAGCUCCUAGACCCUUUUCAUCCUUAUGGAUUUGGUGUGCUCAUCGCUCACUCAAAAAUCAACCACAUGUUUUCUUUUCACCUCAUAAUAUUGUUUCCCAUGAUGAAGAUGAUGAUUAUUCUGAUGAUGAUUCCCACGGCCCGCUUAACUAUUUCGAUUAUGAUGGAGACAGUGAAGGAUCAACAGAUUGGUUAGACUCAACCUUGGCAAGCUUAGAUCAAAUAUAUUUAUCUCCAUCUGAGUGUAUCAUCAAAUCUAUUCCUGUUAACUCUGGUCAUCGCAACUCAUCAUCCACAGAUGUUGAUGGUAAUCAGAUUCUGAGCGAAACUAAAUCAAAAAGGCGUAUUCCUAAACGUUCGGACAACAAGAGGAGGAAAGUUGAAGCUGAUAAUCGUGACAAUAGUAAACAAGCUCCGGCUAGUGAACAAGAAGUUUCAACAUUAUCCCAGGAACAAGAAGAUAUUCUCGAAAGCCAAGCAAUGAAGAUAUUAGAUGUCAAUGAGUCCCAUUCGAUUAUUGUUUUAAAGAAGAGCCCAGUCAAAUAUUUUUCAAUCAUAUAUGGUGAUGCUAAGCUUACUACAAUAGUUGGCUCUAUGAUCUGUGAUGGUUACACAUUGAAUCCUGAAGAAUCAGCUCACAUUUCAACUGGCUUUGGCUCCUAUCAAAUAUGUAUCAACCCGCUGAAAUUUCAAAGAUAUCCUUCAAAGGAUCACUUAGCAGAAGUUUUAGAUUCUUUCGGCAUAUCAGAAUCCCUGAAAGAAAAAAUUUUUGAUUAUCUUGUCAAUAGAGACUCUAGUAUGGCCGAGUCACUCAUUUUUUCGCUAGAAAAAUGGAGGUGGCCGGCAUUAACAGCGUUGCGAUUGUUCAUUAACCCAGAAGUUGAAUUUUCUCAUUGGUUUCAGUUGUCAUUUUCUGAAACAAAAUCUCCUGUUGGUCAAUGGUCUCGCAUGUUGGAAAGAUUAUCAGAUGAUAUCACACAGAAAACGCGAGCUGGUUUAGAUCGUCCACUAAGUCCGAUCAAAGGUAAAUCGACAAGAGGAGUUAGGAUAGUUCUUCUUGGUGGCUGUAAUAGUGGAAAGUCCAGUUUAACUCGUCAUCUUAGUAAUAGAAUAAUCAGUUCUGUUACAGAUAAACUUUUCUUGUUCGAUUGUGAUCCAGGACAAUCUGAGUUUUCUUCACCAGGCAUAGUGAAUUCAAUUUGUGUUAAAGAACCAAUCUUAAGCCCGCCAUUUGUUAAUUGUCUUCGCUUCAAUAAGGAUAUUUUAGCCAGUUGUUCAAUCGCUGGCAUAGGAAUUCAAAAUAAUCCAGAUCUCUACAUUGCUGCGAUAAAGCAUUUAUGGAAAACUUUUCUUCUUUCACUACCUGAUGCAGAUAUCGAUAAACCUAUCAUAGUUAAUACUAUUGGUUGGACUCAAGGGCUUGGUAUUAAUUUAAUGGUUGAUGUUCUACGCAUUUUUCAACCGACUCAUGUAAUUGAAAUAAAAAGACCACCAUAUGAUGGAAAGGAUAAUUUUCCUUUUAAUUGUAAUCCUGCUACAGUGAAUCAACUCGAUGGCUGGUCAUUGAAACCUGAUUUCGGAGGCCCUCCAAAUAUGCCCGAAAACUCUCAAUGCUCCUUAAAACCUUAUCUCAACUAUGAUUACAUUCGGAUAUAUAAUGAAUUCGCACCUAAAAGAUGCUCUAGACAAGCUCGAACCAAUCGUGUCAACAACCAAUUAGCUUACUUUUGCCUUAUGGAUGAAAUACUUUUUAAAAGUUUCUAUGAACUUGAAGUAAUAACUCUCGACCUAAAAAACCUUUAUUUCCAUGUGCAGUACGAAUUUCCAAUUGAUAAACAGCUUAUCCCUCAUGUUAUAAAAGACUCAUGGGUUCAUCUUUGCUCAAUAGAUGAACCAAAUUUACCUCAAAAUGAUCAAUAUUCGCCCAAAGAUCAAUCUCUAUUGGAGCAAAAUAGACCAAGUACCUCAACUUAUCAGGAUAAUUCUAUUGGAAAGAUUUAUCCAAUGUCAAAUGAAUCCGCUGUAACUUGCCAAGAUUUGAGUGACAGUGCAGGAACUUCAUCAACAAAAUUCGCAUCUUCCGUCCCACCUGGAUUUUCCCAACUCAAUCCCAAUGCCAAACCAUUUUGGGGAAUAGAGCCGAAAGUAAAUUUGAAAAUAUUGCCUUUUCUCAGAGAAAAUAAAUAUCUUGGAUCAGCAAUCGUCCGUGAUAUUGAUUUGGUGAACGACAAAUUAAUAAUAAUCACUCCCGAGUCGCCUGAAAAAAUUGCUCAAGUCAAUUGUAUCGUAAGACCCCAAGGCAUUUUUGUACCUGACCCAUUGCAAUUAGGUAAUCAUUGAAAUGAAUCGUUUUCUUUUUUAUGUAAAAAAAUAUGCAAAAAAAUUUGUUUAUUGGCAACUCAGUGUUAACUGAAUAGAAAAUAUGAGUAAUAAUAGCGACAUUAAAUGCUUUAAAAUGCGGCAGGAAUUAAAAAGGUA